AUGCAAGUCUCGGAUGGUCUAUCUACAGAAAUCGAUAGGUCUCAUUCAAUCGACGUAUCUUACUUGGACGAUGACAGCGAUUUCGAGGACGAGGACGACUGCGAGGAGAUCAUGAACCCCUUCACGGUGGAUCGCAAAGUUCGCGCUCUGCUAAACAAACUCACGGACACGCAAUUUGUUCCCACAUCUAACCAGCUCAUCGCCUGGACGAACAAGUCUGAAAUAGAAAGCGACGGGCGCACUUUGAUCCAGAUCAUACGUCUCGUAUUCGAGAAAGCGAUGAACGAGCCGAUGUACACUGGGUUAUACGCGCGCCUAUGCCGUACAAUGAUGGAACAGAUUAGUCCUGGGGUACAAGAUGAGCAAAUACGGGACGCCGCAGGCGCGCCGGUUCCCGGUGGUCAGCUAUUUCGGAAAUACCUCCUGAUUCGCUGCCAGGGGGACUUUGAACGUGGGUUCGAAACGCGAGACACGGGGAAAAGUGACCUCUUCUCGAGCACAUAUUAUUCUGCAAAGCAACGGGGUCUUGGUCUCAUCAAAUUUAUCGGCGAGCUGUUCAAGCUACAGAUGCUUACGGAGCGUAUUAUGCACGAGUGUAUUAAAAAGUUGCUCGGAAACCUCAUCGAUACCCCACAAGCUCGGCCGCACAUGGAUGUUUACUUCGAUCGCAUGCAAGGUCUGUGCACAAACCCUAACGUCACACUGCGUAUGCAGUUUAUGUUGGAGGACGUCAUCGCGCUCCGUGAGCGGAAAUGGGUGCCCUCCGAACGACCCUCGCCCCUGAUGUCCUUUCUUGGACCGAGGGACACCACUAAGGUCUCGCCUCCGAGCCUCGGGCGCAACGCUGCUGCGAUUCAGACCCAUCAGACUACGCGGAAUACGCACAAAAGCAGCGGCAACCUGCAUUAUACUGCAUGGCGCAGGGCGACUGCAUCUUCGACUCCCAAGUCGCCAGACCCGCCAGCGGCCAGUGGCUCACACAUGAAAGACCCAGCGCGUCAGCCACCGCGCAAUAGCGAUAGCGAGGCGCCCAGUCCAUCUUUAGACGUCUUCGUGAAGGGUGCUGCUGGUCCAACGUGGCAUGCGUUCGUCUAUUAUCUGUGUCACGGAACAAUCGUGUUUGCUCCCCUCCGGAGUGAGGGAGAAGUGUUGCGACGCGCCUUCAUCGAGGAUUAUUGCACACGGAAUCCACACCUACCGCCUCCUUGUUCGUCCAAAUCGAUCUAUCGUCUCGCUGUCAUGUUAAAUGUGCCCAAGUUGAAGGCGUUGGCGUUGGGUGAUCUAGCCUCUCGCCUCAACGCUAGUAACGUUGUCGAUGAAUACUUCACGGCAUUCACGCACAGGUGUGUUUUAUCUGAGAAACCACCCGCAUGCUAA
This is a messenger RNA of Postia placenta MAD-698-R-SB12, 1377 nucleotides long. RefSeq lists its product as hypothetical. Bases 1 to 1377 code for a protein of 458 amino acids. Gene Ontology annotation, cellular component: eukaryotic translation initiation factor 4F complex. NCBI's taxonomy places the organism in Eukaryota, Fungi, Basidiomycota, Agaricomycetes, Polyporales, Adustoporiaceae. Gene Ontology annotation, molecular function: translation initiation factor activity; mRNA binding; protein binding. The transcript is spliced from 5 exons. The record is from RefSeq and is a predicted model, not a curated record.